AUGCCUCAAUCAGUAAUGCUCUCGGUGCCUCUCAAGGCUACCAACGAAAUCGACUGGGUCGCGCCGUUGAAGAACUACAUCCAAAACACUUACGGCGAUGAUCCCGAACGGUAUGCAGAGGAGUGCGCGACUCUCAAUCGUUUACGGCAAGACAUGAGGGGGGCUGGCAAGGACAGCACAACCGGUCGCGAUAUGUUGUACAGGUAUUACGGCCAGCUCGAGCUCCUCGACCUGCGGUUCCCCAUCGACGAGAAGCAUAUUAAGAUAUCUUUUACGUGGUUUGAUGCCUUCACACACAAAGCGACGUCGCAAUACUCGCUGGCCUUCGAAAAGGCUUCAAUUAUUUUCAACAUCUCUGCCGUCCUCUCUUGCCAUGCCGCAAUCCAGAACCGGUCGGAAGAGUCUGGGUUGAAGAUGGCGUACCAUUCCUUCCAGGCCUCCGCGGGGAUGUUCACGUAUAUCAACGAAAACUUUCUUCAUGCCCCUUCCUCCGACCUAAGCCGUGAUACCGUCAAGACCCUCAUUCAGAUCAUGCUUGCCCAGGCAACAGAAGUGUUCCUCGAGAGGCAGGUAAUGGACCAGAAGAAAGUCGGUCUCCUUGCUAAGCUUUCCAGCCAAGCCGCCUAUCUAUAUAACGAGGCUUUGGAAGGCGCCCAGGAGAAUGUCAACAAGGGUAUAUUCGAGAAAGUUUGGCUGCAGGUCGUUCAGGUUAAAGCGAACUUGAUGGGAUCGAUGGCCCAAUUCUUCCAAGCUCAAGCCGACGAUGACGCCAAUAACCACGGGAUUGCAGUUGGGCGUCUCCAGGCUGCUGAGCGUCUUGCCAGAGAAGCCAAUCGGAUAGCCAACACGAUCCCUACGUCGGUACCCCCGAGCUCCAACCUCCCCAGCGAUUGCAGCCUCAUCCUUGCGGAAAACACAAAGCGACAGCACACGGCGAUCAAUGAGAAGCUGCAGGAAUUGACCAAAGACAACGACUUUAUCUAUCACCAGCCUGUCCCAUCCGAAUCUGGACUUUCGCCUGUACCCAAGCUGUCGGCAGCCAAGCCAAUUCCCGUCACUGAGCUCUAUGCCGGCCAGGAUAUCCAGCGGAUAACGGGACCGGACCUCUUCUCCAAAAUCGUGCCUAUGAAUGUCACUGAGUCGGCUAGUCUCUAUGACGAAGAAAAAGCCAAGUUGGUGAGAGCCGAGACGGAGAGGGUUGACACCGCGAACGGCGAGAUGGCCGCUAGCCUGGACUAUCUUCGCUUACCUGGCGCCCUUCAAGUUCUCAAGGGUGGGCUUGACCAGGACGUUGGCCCGGAUGACGAGUUCAAGACUUGGUGCGAGGACGUCGCCGGACAAGAAAAUCCGUCUGUGAUUUUAGACUCCUUGGAAGCCCAAAAGCUGGCGCUUUUCAGGGCUCUGGAAAGCUGCAAAAAGGAGCUCGACAUGGAAGAGAGCGUGUGCGAAAAGAUGCGCUCCAAGUAUGAGGGGGAAUGGACGCAGCAGCCGAGCUCGGCGCUCACGACGACCCUGAGGGGAGAUAUCCGGAGCUACCGAGAGGCGUUGGACGAGGCGUCGCGGACGGACUCCCAGCUCGCGGCGAAGCUGAGACAAAAUGAGGUCGACUUUGACGAGAUGCGGGCUGCGUCGGAACGUAACGAAGUUGAUCAGCUGUUCCAGCGAUCGUUGAACAAGGUUCGGGGGAGAUCGAGCAACAAUGGUAGCCCUCUGGACGAGCCGAAUUUGCUGGAUGCCGACUUUGAUGAUGGUCGACCGAGUGUCAUGGACCAGAUUUCUAAGGUUGAGCAGAUCUUGAAGAAGCUCGACCAACUCAAACGAGAACGUAACCAAGUGCUUAAGGACCUCAAGGAGAAGGUGCACAACGAUGACAUUUCUCAGAUCCUGAUCCUCAACAAAAAGUCGAUUCAAAACUACGAGACGCAGCUCUUCCAGUCAGAGCUGGAAAAGUUCCGGCCGCACCAGAACCGCCUGCUGGCGGCAAACCACAAACAGUCCGUAUUUAUGAAGGAGCUCACGUCGACGUUUAACACGUUGCUACAGGACAAGAGGGUGAGAUCGGAACAGAGCAAGUACGAAAACGUGCAGCGGCAGAGGGCGGCCGUGGUCAAUCGAUACAAGCGAGCGUACCAGGAAUUCUUGGACCUAGUGGCUGGUUUACAUAGCGCCAAGAACUGGUACUCGGAGAUGAAGGAGACGAUCGAUAGCCUCGACAAGAACGUGCAGUCGUUUGUGAAUAACCGGCGAUCGGAGGGCGCGGCGCUCCUCACGCAGAUCGAGAAGGACAGGACGGCGAACCAGUCGUCCCAGGCCGAGCUCGAGCGGGAAAGGCUUCGGGAGCUGAUGGAUCGUAUGUCGGUCAAGCCUCAAGGGGGAUCGCCGCAACCGCAACCGCAAGAGGCUCGACGAGCGCCUCCGGCUCCUCUGUUCGCGCAAGGGAGUGCUCCUCGAUACUCGGACCCGUUGUACGCGAGCCAGUACCCGCUGCCGACAUCGCCUCCGCCUCAUCAGGUGAACAUGCCGUCGACGUAUGGCAAUUAUGCGGGGCAGCGCCAAUCUGUUGGGGCAUACGGUCAACCAGCGGCGUAUAAUCCGAGACAAUACGGCAUGAAUCCUGGGCCGACAUCGCCACCGCCGACUCAGACGUCAUUUGGUCACACCGCUAUGCGGGGGCCGGCCUCUCCGCCGCCGACGCAGACAUCGUUUGGACAACCUCUCCCUGGAUAUGUCGGUUACGUGGCCCAGCCCAGUCAGCAGGUGCCGCAAGGUCAGCCGGGUAGACCAGCUUCGCAGAGCCUGCCGCUCGGGUUCGUGCCUCCACCGCCGCCUCCCGGACCUCCGCCGCUGGGACCACAGCAGACGAUCCAUUACGGAGCCCAAGACUACCCGGUUCAGAACCAGCAACCGGGAGGGCCCGGAGCUGGGGCUGGGGCGGGUCAGCAACCACACGAUCCUUGGGCGGGACUCAGCGCGUGGAAAUGA
Messenger RNA from Scedosporium apiospermum, 2982 nucleotides. RefSeq names its product Vacuolar protein-sorting protein BRO1. Gene Ontology annotation, cellular component: endosome. NCBI's taxonomy places the organism in Eukaryota, Fungi, Ascomycota, Sordariomycetes, Microascales, Microascaceae. The coding region runs from base 1 to 2982 and encodes 993 amino acids. The record is from RefSeq and is a predicted model, not a curated record. Gene Ontology annotation, biological process: protein transport to vacuole involved in ubiquitin-dependent protein catabolic process via the multivesicular body sorting pathway. The transcript is spliced from 4 exons. Gene Ontology annotation, molecular function: protein binding.